AUGAACAUUAAUGAGCAAGUAGAGCGUGAGGUAGAUAGAGAAUAUUUAGCUUUAUUAGAAAGGAAGCUGCAAGCUCUUAAAGAUCCAAACAAAACUACCGCAAAAAAGUUUUUGAGUGAUAUAGCAACUCAGAACGAUCACCAGUUAUUUCAAUUGCUAACGAGUGAGCCUUCUAGUUCUGCUCUGGGGUUCGAGGACAACUUCGUAGUAGAUCAACCCAUUCAACCCAAUAUAAUUCAAAGGAAAAUCGCACCCCAAAAGUGUGCUAUAAACAAGCAAGAGUUGGUCAAAUUAGUGAAGAGUGAUUUGGUCGAUAUCUGCCACCGAACCACUGAGAAAGCUGCUGAAGAGUCGGACGAAGUUGUUGAAACAGACAAAGCAGUAGAAAAGCAAACCAAAGGUAUAUCAAACUAUAAUAGUAUAUUAUAUUUCGAUCUUCAGAUGAGUGUUAAACGUGUAAAUAAGUAUACAUUAUCUGAUUUCACCCCUUUUCGUCACAGUAAUCAUUGUCUAGUCAUCAACAAUCCUAUGCAAGAUAAGAAUGAUGAUGUAGAGAAUCAUAAGCUAGUAAUUUUGGUUUCCGUUGAAGGCUCUUUAGUGUUUCUCGAUAAACCUAACAUUCCAAUACAUUUAAGUACGCUCUUACCUUUCAAAUUCUCCAAUGGAAAUUUCCUCGAGUUCAUCUGCGGAGACGUUACUAAUGAUCUUCUUCCGAACAAAUCAUCUCUUUUAUUCACAUUUUGGGUAGAAUUGAGCAGUCAUUGCGUUCCCCUCGGGUACUAUUUUGCAACUUUUCGUAUCAGCCCUCAGAGAGAGUUUAUUCUGGUUAGCCAUAAAGUUCUAGGUACUUCAGUGAGAAUAGCUCAUUGCUAUUAUGCUCAUAUCAAUGACAAAGCUGGAGUAAAAAAGUUUUGCGUCUGUUUCACCUCUAAAGAAUCUAAAAACGCUACUGAGCCAUUACUCUAUGAAGUCAAAGGAGAUUCGAUAAGCUUGUAUGAUAAUGUCCCUGAUGAGGCUCUCUCUCUGUCCACGUUUGUAGGGACUCCUGGUGUUGUAAUAAGAUGUGAUGUGAGACAUUUCAAUUCAUCACGUUGGCAUAUUUAUGGUUUUGACACUGGUUAUGCUAUUAUCACUCUUACUAGCUUUGAAACAGGGAUGAAGUUCAAGAAGCAAGUGGUGAAGUUUACGGCACCAGUGUCUGUGGCUCUCAUUCUUCCUGAUACUAAACCUCAACCUUCUAACGCAAGAUAUGUGUUGUUGUCUUCAACUUUCGGUCCAUUAAUGGUUUGGAAGUUUGUGUACGAAAAUGAUGAACUAAAUGGCGAACAUAUUGGAAACCUUGAGUUGACGGGGAAAUACGACUCCAUAACUUGUGGUUGUGUGAUGGGAGAUUUGGUGCUCAUUGGUACAUUCAAAGGGAAAAUGCUGGCUUAUAAAACUCGAAACAUUGUUGGCGGUCCUAAGACGCAACCUGCUGAUCCUCAAAUGUUUGGGAAAGUUGAUUCUUUCAAACAGUUCAACGCUUCGAUCACUUCCCUGAAAACAUUGAAUGACUGUGAAGCGGUUGCCUUGACUACAGAAGGAGCUCAGAUUUUAACCAAGUAUAUUGAGUUAGAAUAA
This is a messenger RNA of Auanema sp. JU1783, 1620 nucleotides long. The record is from the annotation of a GenBank genome assembly. NCBI's taxonomy places the organism in Eukaryota, Metazoa, Nematoda, Chromadorea, Rhabditida, Rhabditidae.